Molecule: messenger RNA, 1842 nt
Organism: Phytophthora nicotianae INRA-310
Lineage: Eukaryota; Oomycota; Peronosporomycetes; Peronosporales; Peronosporaceae
Exons: 2
Coding region: 151-1797 (548 amino acids)
Molecular function (GO): ATP hydrolysis activity; ATP binding
Source: RefSeq, a predicted model, not a curated record
UUCACUUUUUCAUUGCUGGAAGGGCUCCAUACGAUAACCGCUCGAAUCGUGUUAGUCGUUCUCUCGAAAACUCGAUCGAAGGGCAGUGGCGCGUGCCAUUCAACCAAGAGACUAGUAAGGCAAGCUAGGACUCCUAGCCUAGGAAAAACCAUGAGCAGCACGACUGCAUCCCCACUCAACCCCACAGACGAGCUCCUACGCAGCCUAAGCACGGGCAACGUCGUGGUGGACGCCUUCGUGUGUCUGAUCGUGUCGCUACUGGUGCAGCAGCUCAUCACGUACCUGCAGGGCUCGAGUGAUUCGCUACUCAGCCGCCUGUACGGACUCAUCUUCGGCAAGAAGGAGCCCGAAGGCGUGUACCGGAUCAUCGGCAUCACGCAACGCUUCAGCUCCGAGGGCCACAAGAUCUGGGACUAUGACCAGAAGAACCACCUACUGCAGAAGGCUAUUUCACUAUACCUGGCGGACGUGCUGGAUCUGACGAACAAGGACGCCAAGUACGACCUACUGCAUCGACCGCAAAAAAAGACCAAAACGCUCACGGACAGCGACGACGGUGACACGAGCGUGUCUUCAUUCGACUCCGAUGACGAGAGUGGUUAUUGUGGGGCCGUGGACGGUCUGAGCUGGGAGGCGCUUCCUCAAGAGAACGAGUGGAUCGAGGUGGAGGAAGGCGUCCAAUUCAAGCACGAGACAGUCGAGCCUGAGGACAACGAGGAGAAGAAGACCAAGACACUGACAGAGACCAACGUCAACUUCAAGUUCUUCUCGACGCUUCCCGACGGCUCGGAGCGCAUCGACGCGCUCAUCCAGCGCGCGUUCAAGCAGUACCAGGACAUGGAGCGCACGCGAUACAGCAAGGACACGCUCCGCUACUACUACAUCCAGACUGGUGGUCCCAGUAUUCUGGAUCAAGACGCGAGGGUGACCUACAAACGAUACGCGUUGGGCGAGGAGAAGACGUUCGAGAAUCUCUUCUUCGAGGAGAAGGAGAACGUGGUGCAGCUGCUCAAUAACUUCACCAACAAGUCCGGCAAGUUUGCCAUCAAGGGGUUUCCAUACAAGCUUGGACUCUUGCUGCAUGGACCUCCAGGAACGGGCAAGACGAGUCUCAUCAAGGCUAUUGCUCAGCACACACGGCGCCACAUUGUGACGAUCUCGCUCGGCAAGAUCCACACGAACCAGCAGCUGCUCGACGCACUGUUCGACAUGCAAUUCGCAGUACAAGGGCUAGAUUCGCCCGUGGAAAUGAACUUUGAGGACAUCGUCUUCGUGAUGGAGGACAUUGACUGUGCGUCUUCCAUCGUGAAUGCCCGCAACGACAGUGAGAAGAAGCCAAGCAAGGCUGAUCGUAUGUUUGACAGUCAGAAGAAGGCGAUGGAGGAGGAUCCGGAGGAAGGAGUGGGCGGACUUAUAGGUCCCAUGCUCAAGCCGAAGAGUAGCGAGGACAAGUUGAAUCUCUCGGGUCUGCUCAACGUGUUGGACGGUGUCAUCGACUGUCCGGGACGCAUCGUGAUCAUGACCACGAACCACCCGGAGAAACUCGACCCGGCACUCGUUCGCCCUGGCCGCGUCAACAAGAAGCUGCUGCUAGGACACAUGGGUGUUAAGCAGGUGCGGCAAAUACUCGAAUACUACUGCGAUGCGAGUCUCUUGGUGGAUCAACAAGACCGACUAGAUGCCAUCUUCAGCGAAAGGAAGGCGCAGUUCACGCCUGCAGAGGUUGAAGAGUUCUGUACGGAGUUUGACGACAUUGACUCCAUCCUAGGGGGCCUUGAACAAACACACCAUGCCUAAGUAAAAUUUCUUAUCCAAUACAGUAGAUACUUUUCGUUGCAGUGA